AUGUCUGAUCAGAAGGGAAAUACUAAACAAUUUUCGGAUUUCCAUUUGAAAGCCUUGUCAUCCAGUAUUAAAGAACGAAAACUUGUUUUCAAAAAUGUUUCAAAUGCUGUUAAAUCUAAUAUUUCUAAUGAGGUAUUGAAUAGUAUUACUGAAGUUUUACCAAUUGUUUUUAGUCGUUAUCAAGACCUAAAAUCACAGUCAUAUGUCAAAGAAUUUGUCAAAGUACUGAUGGUCUCAAAACCUGAAGCAUGUCUAAUUAAUUUUACUCCGAUAUUAGCUGAAUAUGUCAAUACAUUUCCUCAUUUAAAUAUAUCGAAUAAUUUAGCAAAAUCAGCUUUCUUUAUCUUGCAAGUUAUAAAUGUUAUUUUUAAAGUAUCAUUCAAAGUUUAUAACAUCUCACAUGCAAUUGAAUUGAAACAGCUUAUUAAACUUCAAGCAAUACUAAUACAUUUAGUAUCAAUAUCAAAAAAUAAACAAUUAUGCUUAAAAUCAUUUAAUGCAAUCAACGAUAUUUGGAUACAUGACAAAGGUACAUUAGAAUAUUAUGGAGAAUAUUUAAAAGAAAUUGAUUCAAAACCUUACUUACUGGUUAUUGAAUCAUAUUUACUUAAAUCAAUGGCAUCAAUUGAUAUGAAUCUUGCUAACAAAUAUAAGGAACCAUUUUUGGAGGUAUUUAUAAAAGAAGGCAUUGCUUGCAAAACACGACCAGAGCAAGAAUUUAUACGACAAUGUUCUUUUACUGUUAACUUAGUUUCAUGCGAUGAGUUCAAGUCAAAAUUGUUACCUCCCAUUUUAAAAUCAAUGCUUCGUAAUCCUGAAGUAAUAUUGGAGUGCAUUGCUACAGUUAUUUCUAGCAUAAAAGUAGAUUUAAGUGCUUAUGCUGUUGAAAUAACCAAAGGAUUUUCUGCUAAUAUUUAUUCUCAAAAUGAAAGAGCUAGAAUUGAGUCAGCUGAUUUAUGUAAGCAAUUGGCUUUAAAAUGUAGUGAUGCAACUGUGGUUUCUAAUAUAUUGAACUUGCUAUUCAAUAUUUAUCAUGGUUCUGAAGGAAAAUUGAGUACAUCAGAACAAAAAAUUAAUAUUCUACAAGCAAUAGGAAAUUUUAGCUUUAACACGGUAACUAAUGAUGAUAAUUCUCAGCAAUUAGCUGAGUUAGCCAUAGAUCAAUUUGUCAAAGUAUUAGAUAACGAAAUGCAUGAAAAAAUAUUGGUACAUGCCAUCCAAAUGUUAACUCUGUGGAGCUCAAAUUUUAAAAAAAGAAUACCCAAGACAUUAAUUAUGUGCUUUAUUAAAGGGUAUGAUAAAAAAUCAUCUGUAUUAUCUGUAAAAUUAUCGUAUGUGGAUUGUAUGAUAAAUAUUUUCAAAAAUGAAUACUCAACAUAUGCAGUUGAUGUCAUACCAUUGUUAUUGAAAUGUGUUGAAAAAUGUUCUCAAUCAUCUCAAGCUUCAAUUGUGACAGAAGCUUUAUAUGCUGCAUAUUUGUUAUUACUAAUCAUAAACAAAAACCCAACACUAAACAAUGAAAUUGGGUUUACCCCAUUAUGGAAUUUGGUCCUUAAUUCAGAUAAAGCAUUAUUUUUAAACGAAAAAUUUUUAUUUUUGUUUACAGAUGAUGUGUUGAAUAAAAUAUGCAUGUUCAGUUUGCUAGUGUUAGACAUGAAGUAUGAUCAAAUUAAUGGUCCUAUUGAACCAUAUUUAAGAUCAAUAAUUGUGAGUCUUUUGUCAAUUAAAUCAUCAGUCCGUAUACAAUCUAAAUCAAAUGUUUUAAAAGCUGUGUCAUUGUCUGGAGGGUCUAAAUUAGCUGCUUCACUGCUGAAUGCUAUUUCACAAUUUCUGGAAUGCAAUAAUGAUUUAGAAAUUAAUCCUAAACAUUUGGUAGAAACUAUUCUCAUAUUAUGCCAAAACAGUAAUAUUGGAGAAGAAGAACAAAAAAUCUUGGCUUUUGAAUCAUUGAAACCUUCACAUCAUCCUUUAAUUGAAUCAUAUGCUCCAAAUCUAUGGAUAAAAAUAGUUAAUCGUUUUCAACUAAAACCAUCAGUGUUUAUCAGAUUGUAUGAAAAAAAACUCAUGAAACUUCUUAUAGAUGAUUAUUCACCAACCAAAUGUAUGGAAAAUGUUUUAAGUACUGUGACCAAAAUUAAUGGGGAUACAGUUAUACCUGCAGUUAUUGAUAAAGUUAAACAACAGUUAGAAGAAAAUGAUAAAUAUAUUUGUGUAACAGAGAUCGAGUAUAACAUCUAUUUGUAUCCAGAAGGGGAAUUGUUCGAUAAAUCAAUUUUAGCGGAGAAAGAAAAUGAAAAUACCAUGAAUGUCAUAAAUAUGAAAAGAGAAAGUAAAGCUUACUCAUAUAAAGAACAACAAGAAGAAAUUAUGUUAAGAAAGGAAAUUGAAGCUAAAAAAAUUAAAGAAGGAAAACUUAAAAAACCAGAACUUUCAGCUAAACAAAAAGAAGCUAUAUCUUUGGAAUUAGAAAAAGAAGCAAAUAUAAGAAAUAAAUUGAAAAGUAUGAAUGAUGAAAUAUUGACUUUGGUUUCAAUGAUGAAAGGAAUUAUUGCUGGAAAUUCUCUCUUGGUUUCUCAGUCAUUAAGAUAUUUGAUACCAGGAAUUAUCUCAAAUUUACAAUCAAUUAUAGCUGCACCACACCUAAAAAAAUUAUUUAUAGAUCUAGCAUUUUGUGCUUUUCAUGCUGAUGAAACAAAAAAAACCAAAGUUGUAUCUAAAGUUAAUAAUGAUCGCAUUAAAUUAUCAGAUUCUCAUAUCAAUGCCAUAGCUUAUUAUACUCUUAGAAAGUUAAAGCCAAAAUGUAUGAUUGAAGAUGCCUGGUUAAAAGAAAAUAUUGAAAAAGCAACAAUGAGGCUCGUUAAUUUGUUUUGUGAUUUAACUAAAAAAGAGGGACAAGAAUUUACAUCCCCAUCAUUUUGUUAUUCCUUCACAUUGAUCAGAGCUGUCAUGUUGGAUUUACCUUUUGAUCAUGAGUUGGUUUAUGAUUGUUUAUUAUUGAUAAAAAAUCAAUCAACUGUUCGUCCCAAAGCAACUUCAAAAGCAAAAAGCAAUUCAGAUCUUCAACGACCUAAAUUUUUACCUCGUAUUGAAAUGUUUCAACUCUUGUCUGAAAUAAUUAGUCGUACAACAGGCGGUCUUCAGGACAAAGCUGUUUCAGCAUUUCUAUCAGUUGCUGAUAGUUGUUCUACGGACGAGAAAUGUGAUCCAGCUAGCCGAGAUGAAAUUUUAUGUUUAUUAUCGGCACUUCAAAAUCCAUCUCGAAAUGUAAGGUAUACAGCUAUUAAAGCCUUACAGAAAGUGGUUGAUGCUUUUCCAACAUCAAAAAAAGAUAAUCAAAUCAUAUUAAGAAUAACUAAAAGAAUAUGGAUUACCAAAUUUGACAUUUAUGAAGAGAAUAGGGAAUUAGCUAACGAGUUAUGGGAAUCUUCAAAAUUGGAAAUAAAAAUUAAUGGACUUCUAGAAAACUUAUUAGAAGACGUAGUUCAUCCAGUUGCUGAUGUACAAAAGGCAGUAUCUAUUGCUCUUUUUUCACUUUUAAAAGAUUCUCCUAUAAAUGCCACAAAUAUUGCAUUAAAAAAAUUACUCACUUUGUAUAACAGUAAAAUUAUGAAACCAGAAGAUAAUAUAGAAUUGGAUGAUUGGCAAGGUCGAGUUGGUGUAGCUAUGGCAUUGGAACAGUUGUCAUUAUUAUUAAGUGAUGAUAUGGUGAUACAAUUAGUAAAUUUUUUUGUUUCUACAAGUUUAGAUGAUAGAAACAAUGUUGUAAGAGAGCAUAUACUUAAAGCUGCAGUAGCUGUUGUAAAUUUACAUGGAAAAAAUAAUGUUGAUCGUCUUAUGAAUAUAUUUGAGAAAUUUUUAAAGAAAGCAACUUCUUCUGAAAGUUUUGAUAAUGUUCGGUUAGGUGUUGUUGUAUGCAUGGGAAAUUUAGCAAGACAUUUAGAUACUGAUGAUCCCAAAUUAAAACCUAUUACAAAUAGAUUACUUGAAGCAUUAUCUACUCCAUCUCAAGAAGUUCAAGAGGCAGUAGCCAAUUGUUUAUCACCCCUUAUGCCAUUAGUCAAAGAUGAUGCAUCAGCUAUAUUAAAGAAACUAUUAACCCGCCUUUUCAAUUCUGCAUCAUUUGGAGAACGCAAGGGUGCUGCUCAUGGAAUCGCAGGAGUCAUCAAAGGUCUGGGUAUUCUAAGUUUAAAACAGUAUGAUAUUAUGAGUACUUUAACUGAAGCUAUUCAAGAUAAGAAAAAUUAUAAAAAGCGUGAAGGUGCAUUAUUUGCAUUUGAAAUGUUGUGCUCAACUUUGGGUCGAUUGUUUGAACCCUAUAUUGUUCACGUUUUACCACAUUUGUUAUCAUGUUUUGGAGACAACAGUGAGUAUGUACGGACAGCCACCUAUGAUUGUUCAAAAGCAAUAAUGAGCAAGUUAUCAGCUCAUGGUGUUAAACUGAUCUUACCGUCAUUAUUGAAUGCAUUGGAAGGUGAUUCUUGGAGAACAAAAACUGGUUCGAUAGAGUUAUUAGGAGCAAUGGCAUACUGUGCACCUAAACAACUAUCAUCGUGUUUGCCUAGUAUUGUACCAAAAUUAAUAGAGGUUUUAAGUGACUCUCAUAUUAGUGUUCAAGAAGCUGGGGCCCAAGCUUUAAAAGUUAUUGGUUCUGUUAUACGAAAUCCAGAAAUUCAAGCUAUUGUACCAGUUCUUCUUGAAGCCCUUCAAAAUCCAUCAAAUAAGACUGCUCCUUGUUUACAAAUUUUGUUAAAUACUAAAUUUGUUCAUUUCAUUGAUGCUCCAUCACUUGCAUUAAUUAUGCCUGUAGUACAACGGGCAUUUAUAGAUCGCUCGACAGAAACAAGAAAAAUGGCCGCUCAAAUUAUAGGAAAUAUGUACUCAUUGACUGAUCAAAAAGAUUUGACACCAUACUUGCCAAAUAUUAUACCAGGAUUGAAAAAUUCAUUACUAGAUCCGGUUCCAGAAGUUCGGACUGUUUCUGCUCGUGCUCUUGGGGCCAUGGUUCGAGGCAUGGGUGAAACUAGUUUCCAGGAUUUAUUACCAUGGUUAAUGCAAACUCUUACAUCAGAAGCCAGUUCAGUAGAUAGAUCAGGUGCUGCCCAAGGUCUGAGUGAAGUUGUUGGUGGACUUGGUGUAAAUAAGCUACACAGUUUGAUGCCAGAAAUUAUUGCAACUGCAGAACGUACGGAUAUAGCCCCCCAAGUUAAAGAUGGUUAUAUCAUGAUGUUCAUAUAUAUGCCAGGUGUAUUUAACGAUGAUUUCAUUCCUUAUAUAAAUCAAAUAAUUACACCUAUUUUAAAAGCUUUGGCAGAUGAAAAUGAAUUUGUUCGAGAAACUGCGUUAAAAGCAGGUCAACGAAUUGUAAAUAUGUAUGCUGAAUCUGCAAUACAACUACUCUUACCUGAACUUGAACGUGGUUUAUUUGAUGACAAUUGGCGUAUCCGAUUUAGUUCUGUUCAAUUACUUGGUGAUUUAUUAUAUCGCAUAUCUGGUGUGUCUGGUAAAAUGAGUACUGAAACUGCUAGUGAUGACGAUAAUUUUGGCACAGAACAUUCUCACAAGGCUAUUAUUGGCACCUUGGGAGCGGAAAGACGUAACCGGGUACUGGCUGGUUUAUAUAUGGGUCGUUCUGAUGUUGCAUUAAUGGUUCGCCAAGCUGCUUUACACGUAUGGAAAGUAGUUGUCACUAAUACUCCACGUACUUUAAGAGAAAUAUUGCCAACAUUAUUUACACUACUGUUGGGAUGCUUAGCUAGUACUAGUUUUGAUAAAAGACAAGUAGCUGCAAGAACGUUAGGAGAUCUUGUGAGAAAACUAGGAGAACGUGUGCUACCAGAUAUAAUUCCCAUUUUAGAAAGAGGUCUUGAGUCUGAACAGGCUGAUCAACGUCAAGGAGUUUGUAUUGGCUUGUCAGAAAUUAUGGCAUCUACUAGUAGAGAUAUGGUAUUGACCUUUGUAGAUAGCUUAGUGCCUACUGUCAGUCGAGCUUUAGCAGAUCCCUUACCAUCUGUAAGACAAGCUGCUGCUAAAACAUUUGAUAGCCUUCAUUCAACUGUGGGACAUCGAGCAUUAGAUGAUAUUUUACCAUCCAUGUUAAAUAAUCUGAAUAACCCAGAUUCAGAGAUCGCUGAGAGAACUUUAGAUGGAUUACGCCAAGUGAUGGCAGUUAAAUCCAGAGUAGUUUUGCCAUAUUUAAUACCUCAACUGACUCAACCACCUAUUAAUACAAAAGCUUUAUCAAUUUUAGCCUCAGUUGCCGGAGAAGCUCUUAACAAAUAUUUACAUAAAAUAUUACCUGCUUUAUUAACUGCACUAUCUAAAACUGAAUCAUCUGCUGAGGAACUAGUAUAUUGUCAAGCUGUUGUGCUAGCAGUUUGUGAUGAUGCCGGAACUAUGGUUGAUUUACUAUUAGAUGCCACACAGGCAGAAAAUGUUUCUCAAAAACAAUCAGCAUUACAAUUAUUAGCUGUAUUUUGCACACAUACAAAAGCAGAUUAUAGUUCGUAUGUUCCUAAACUUUUACAUGGAAUAAUUUAUCAAUUUAAAGAUCAAGAUGAGAAAAAUUUACAACUAGCUUGGGAAGCUUUGAAUGCUGUUUGCAAAUCUGUUGAUACAAAACAAAGUAAUCAUUUAGUAUUUGAAAUACGUCAAGCUAUAAAAUUUGUGAUGAGUGAUUUCAAGCAUUUAGAAUAUCUUCCAGGUUUCUGCAUACCAAAAGGAGCUGAUCCAUUUGUACCAAUAUUUAGGGAAGCAAUUCUCAAUGGUAGUCCAGAAAUCAAAGAGCAAGCUGCUCAAGGUUGGGGAGAAGUUGUUAAAGUAGCUGCAAAGGAAGGAUUAACUUCUCCUGUAUUAAAUAUGACUGGACCACUCAUUCGUAUUUUAAAUGAACGCUAUACAUGGAACAUAAAAUCAGCAAUUUUAGAAACAGUUGCUUUAUUAUUAGCCAAAGCUGGUAGUAAUUUAAAACAGUUUUUACCCCAGUUGCAAACAACAUUUUUGAAAGCAUUACAAGACCCAAAUAGACAAGUUAGGCUUAAAGCAGCCAACGCUCUAAGCCAUCUUAUUGUUGUACAUUCUCGCACAGAAACAAUUUUUGUUGACCUUCAUUCUGGAGUAAAAAAUUCAGAGGAUAUAACCAUUAAAGAAACAAUGCUUCAAGCUUUACGUGGUGUUAUUUCACCAGCUGGUGAUAAAAUGUCAGAUCAGGUUCGAAGAACUGUAUUUAUGACUUUAAGAGAAGGAUUAGGAAACCCAGAAGAUACUAUUAGAAGUGGUACUGCUGGUUGUCUCGGUGCUUUAUGUAAAUGGUUAUCUCCUGAACAAUUAAACGUUGCUUUAAAUGAUCAUAUUUUAAUUGAUGAUCCUUCACUAGAUCCAAUAUUGAGACAUGGUAGAAGUUCAGCAUUGUUUGUUGCUCUUAAAGAAUCCCCAGACACAGUUUUUAGUUCAUUAUAUAGUGAUAAAGUUAUAAAAACAAUUUUAUGUCAUUUACAAGCUGAUAAGAUUUCUAUUGUGAUGAAUGGAGUUAGAAGUUGCGGAUAUCUAUUUUUACACAUAAUGAAUAUUCGUUCAAUAAUACCUUCACAGCUUUUAAGUCCAUUUACCAGAUUAAUGAAUCAAUCCAGUAAUGAAGUUAAGCAGUUAGUGGCACAUAUCUGUUCAUAUUUAGGAAAGUCUGGUGUUACUAUAUCUCCAGAAUUUCAAAAGGCAACCAUACCAAUGUUAGUAAAUGGAACUAAAGAAAAAAAUUGUUAUGUAAAAUCUAAUAGUGAAAUAGCUCUAGUUGCUGUUCUCAAAUUGCAACAAGGCGAUGCAACAUUGCAGGCUUGUUUGAAUUUACUGGAUACUGGUGCUCGUGAAGCACUAAAUGAUGUUAUAAAUAAAGUAUUACGUAAGGUUUCAACUCAGAUGGACACCAAAAUUGAAGAGCUGGAUGAUACAUUAAUUACUUGA
Macrosiphum euphorbiae (potato aphid) is the source of this 7953-nucleotide messenger RNA. Lineage: Eukaryota; Metazoa; Arthropoda; Insecta; Hemiptera; Aphididae. The record is from the annotation of a GenBank genome assembly.